AGCGACCUGCAUGCCGGUGGCAAGGAUACCGUACGGUACGUACGGUGCCGUACGGAAGUAAAAAUACGAGUCUGAUGCCAUAAAGAGCCCGCAGAGAGAGGAGGACCCGUGAUAUGCUCAUUGGACGGGACACGUAGAAAGUCCUACCGAUGCGACUGUACGACAUUUUGCUUCAAAAGCAUUACCGUUUCAUACCCCUUGUUGGAUUCCGUGUUCUUUACUAUCAUAGCAGCAACCCAGCAGGACCGCCGUUCCGAAUCGAAUUGAAUUGAAUCCAGUCGAGUAGAAUCGAAUUGAAUUGAAUCCAGUCGAGUAGAAUCGAAUCGAAUCGAGCCAGGGCCAAACCCACACACCAACCAGCGAAUCCUCCGAGCCGAAGCCAGCAACACAACACAACACAACACAACACCAUGACCACCACACUGUCCGAGGACGCAACCGCGGGAACCAGCGGCGGCAUCGGGCCGGGCGAAACCGACGUCGACGGCGCCGGCCCUUCCUCCCCGACCUCCCUGUCCAUGGAGCCCACCCCCACCGGGGACUCCCUCUUCAACACCAUCGCCGGCGUGAUGGGGAACGUCCUGGAGUGGUACGACUUUGCCCUCUUUGGAUUCUUUUCCGACGUCAUCGCCGAGAUCUUCUUUCCCCCGGCCGAGGAGGGCUCCUACGCCAACCUCAUCGAUUCCUUCGUCAUCUUCGGGUCGGCCUUCUUGAUGCGGCCCAUUGGCGGCCUCCUGAUCGGCUACGUCGGGGACAAGCACGGCCGGAAGGAGGCCCUGACCAAGUCCCUCUUCCUGAUGGCGAUCCCCACUACCCUCAUGGGCUGCCUCCCCACCUACCAGCAGGUCGGUCCGGCCAGCACCGUCCUGCUCAGCCUCUGCCGCCUGGUCCAGGGCGUCAGCGUCGGCGGGCAGCUCCCGGCGUCGCUGGUCUACACGGUCGAGAAGCGGCCCCGGUCGCAGUGGGGUUACGUGAGUUUGCACGAUUGCAUUGCGUGGCAUGACAUUGCAUCGCAUCGAAGCGUAGCGUAGCAAUUAUUGAUCCAAAGUGGCUUGUGCUGCGUUGCAAAAUGCAAUUGGAUAGGCAUGGAAUGGAAUGCCCCGCACCGGACCGUGUUUGUGCGGUGCAGGAUUCCAGAACGUUUGGAACCGCUUUCUCUUGCCGUCUUGGGUAUUGUCGUUUUUCUUCUAAUCUUUUCUCUUGGUCUGCUGUUCCUCUCCUGUCCCGUCUCGUAUUCUGCUCUGAACGGUGGUGUUUUGGAAUCCUACAGUACGGCAGCCUGCCCAUGAUGGCCGCCAACAUAGGGACGCUGCUCGGAAACCUAUGCGGUGCCCUCAUGCGUGCGCUCCUGACCGAGGAGCAGCUCAUGGCGUGGGGCUGGCGGCUCCCCUUUUUGUCGGGUAUCCUGAUCGCCUUUGUGGCCUGCUACCUGCGGAAGUACGGAGGUGAGGUUGCCACCCCCGGCGACAAGCCAAGGCACCACAAUCCAAUCAAGGUCGCCCUGCUGCCGGAGAACCGCCUCGCCCUCCUGUCGACCGCGGUGGUCCCGAUGCUCUGGGCGGCCGGCUUCUACGUCUCCUUUGUGUGGAUGUCCAUCUACAUGGAGGACCUGAUGGAACCCCCCGUCCCCGAGGCCUUCUGGGUCAACUCGCUCGGCCUGCUCCUCGGCAUGACCUGGGUCCUGCCCGUGGCCGGGUCCAUCAGCGACCGCGUCGGCCGGAUCCCGAUCAUGACCGCCAGCGGGCUCCUCUUGGCCGCCCUGGGACCCGUCUGUCUCAUUCUCAUCUCCAAGGGAAAUCCCUUUGUCGCUGUGGCCUCCCAGCUCGUCCUGGGCACCCUGCUGAGCUUCUUCGGGGGGCCCCUCUGCGCCUGGCUCGUCGAGAGCUUCUCCCCGGAGGUCCGCAUGACCAGCGCCAGCAUCGGGUACGACGUGAGCCACGCGAUCGCCGGGGGUUUCUCUCCGGCGAUCGCGACGGCUCUCUACACGAGCUACGGGACCGCCGCCACCGGGCUGGUCUACGUCAUUUUCGGCCUCCUCUCGGUGGCCGGCCUCUACUUUCCCAAGUGCUGCGGAAGGGCCGACAAGGAGUCGGACACGGGGGGCACGCCGGGAGGAGCGGGUGAGGUGGAGAUGCCGACCCCGGCCGAGGGAGAGAACAAGAUCGUGUAGUGGAGUGGCGUGGCGUGGCGUGGCGUGCAAGAGCUCGAACGGCUCGGCUCGGCUUGAAUCGGCAUUCCUGGGAAUCGGGAACGGGCCCACACGCGAAAAAAGCUCUCGCCCGACGUACGACACCAUGGCGGGACCAAGUUCGCUGCUUACGGGCCAGAAGGAUUUUGUUUCAUCGCUGCUACGAAUGCACACAACACCACAAGUCUUUCCAAUAAGUUAGAAUCUGUUUCUCUUGUUGUUCUAUAACCAUAAUAUUCUCGAAUUACAAACUAACAAAACAAGGUGCCAAUA
Pseudo-nitzschia multistriata is the source of this 2461-nucleotide messenger RNA. NCBI's taxonomy places the organism in Eukaryota, Bacillariophyta, Bacillariophyceae, Bacillariales, Bacillariaceae. The record is from the annotation of a GenBank genome assembly.